AUGGCCAGUACGACUACGGCAUCAGUGGCGGAUGCGGUGGAUGAACCAAUGGCAAUGGCACUAGAUUUGCCUGAUGAGGAGGGCGAUCAAGAUCAGGGAAAUACAAGAGAACAAGGAUGCCAGACGGACUGGGUACCGAUUGGGAGAGCACCAACAGCAAUGACCAGUAGCAAGAGCACCCAAACAGGGAAAAUACAUCAUAGAUCAAAGGGACACCAGGUGACCCCAGAGAUCCUCGAGAGGGUUAGAGCUCGGCUGGCCAGGGUUAGUGAAGUCCCAUCGUCAAGUGUAGCAGCUCCAUCUGACAGCCCCGAGAUGCAGACUAACAUAGCAACUCCAGGUGCUCCUGCAUUGUUUGAUGUAGGACCAGCAUCAAGUCCCACUGCGCCUUUUGUUAGUGGUUCUUCCGAUGACAGCUAUGUGCCGAGUGAGUCAUCGACAUCGGAUCCGUGUCAAUCUGACGGGUCGCCAGAUCGCCCACGUACUCACCAGAUGCGUGAAGAGGGCUGCCACAAGGAACCGAAGUACAUCAUCUUUGAGUCGUGCCUCCAGAGUCUCGUCAAGUGGUGUCACUGUCCAGUCUGUGGCAGCCAGGACAUAAACCCUUCUUGGGAUUCAAACGGUACACAGCUGACCAUGACUCUUCAAUGUGCAUCAUGUGACCAGAGGAGUAGUUGGAGCAGCCAGCCAAACAUUGGCCCUUAUGCCGCGGGCAACAUCCUGCUAUCUGCUGACAUCCUCUUCGCUGGCGCAUCUUCUGGCAAGGUGUUGCAAGUGCUGAACAGCAUCGGAGUGGUCACGUAUGUGAAGAGGACAUUUUUCAACCACCAGGAGCUCAUACUGCUGCCAGCCAUCAAAAAGGUGUGGGAGGAACAGCAACGGACGCUUCUCACCAUGCUGCAGGUGGAAGGCCGACCCCUCGUCCUUGGUGGUGAUGGGCGAGCAGACAGUCCGGGACACAGUACCAAGUUUGGUACCUACACCACAAUGGAGCUUGUGGCCAAUGUGGUUCUCGACCUUCAGGUUGUACAGAGCAACGAAUGUCUUGGCAGCUACCAUAUGGAGAUGGAAGGACUGAAGAGGAUGGUGGAGCUGUUGAUCAGCUGGGACCUGGAUGUCGGGGUGCUGGUGACAGACCGACACAGACAGAUCGCUAAAUGGAUUCGCGAAAACAUGCCCAAUACACGGCACUGCUAUGACAUCUGGCAUGUUGCAAAAUCCAUCGGAAAGAAACUGAAGGCCAUCUACAAGCAUAAGGACUGUGAAGACCUGAAGCCCUGGGUGCAAAGUAUAAUCAACCACCUCUACUGGGCAGCAGUGUCUACACUGCCUGGAGAGGGGGAACUUCUGGUUGCCAAGUGGAAGUCUGUGGAGCGACACAUUCAGAACAUCCACAAGGACCAUGGCGACCUCUUCCCAAUUUGUACUCAUGGACAACUGCAACGGCAAAAGAAAUGGCUCAAACAAAGUUCACGCUCAGCAGUGAAACUGGAGGAGGUGGUCAACAACAAGUCCCUGCUGAAAGAUAUCGCCAUGCUGUCGGGUGAACACCAGACUUCCAAGGUGGAGGCGUUCCAUAGCCUUAUCAUACAGUUCGCACCGAAAAUGUAUGUCUUCUCAUACAUCGGAAUGCUGUGCAGGAACCUGCUUGCUGGGCUGCACUGGAAUGAAAACUCGAGCCGCCCUAUAGCCACUACACAAGCGGGUGCUGAGCGCUAUGCAGUACGCUACCCGAAGUAUAAAGCAGGGGGCCAUGUGGUCAAGAAAAUCGCGACAGAGCCAACAUGUAAAACAUGCUACGUAGAUGACUUGAUCAGGGAGGUUGUUGCUGGCUGCAGACAGACCCCUGACCAGAGAGCACCAGUCAGCGUCACUGUGGAUGUGCCUCCCUUCCUCUGCGAUGAACUGGAGAAGCCAGACAAGGAGGAAGCCAUCGCCAAGCACAGGAGUGGCUUCGGGGUUAUUCCGGUGACCAUGGAUGAAGUGCUGGCUGUCCAGAGUUGGGACCCGGGUUGGACCGCUCGCCUGUGCAUCGGUUGGGGACAUCUCUGCGCUGCUGACCCGUCUCCGCUCGGGAUGGCCUCCUGCUGGCCCCACUAUGGACUGGACUCUUACUAUUAUGUUAGAUCCACUAAGGACUGGACUUUGACAAUAUUAUGUCAGACCAACUCGACAUACAUUGCUUUCGGUCUCCCCUAGAGGGGGGGGGGGUUACCCACAUAUGCGGUCCUCUCCAAGGUUUCUCAUAGUCAUUCACCGACGUCCCACUGGGGUGAGUUUUUCCUUGCCCGUAUGUGGGCUCUGUACCGAGGAUGUCGUUGUGGCUUGUGCAGCCCUUUGAGACACUUGUGAUUUAGGGCUAUAUAAAUAAACAUUGAUUGAUUGAUUGAUUGAUUGAUUUCUUUUAUUGAUUAAGUACAGUGGCCAUGUGGAUUGUGUUGCAGUCACUGCACGUCUUGGAACCCCGUGUAGUCCAUCGAUGGGAAUGUUGUCCUAAUCUUAUGUACUACACAAGCUGGUAGUACCACCCUUAUCUCCUUUCCCAGAUAUCCCCAGCAGAAGCGGACAAACUGUCGAUAGGCUGUGUGUCGUCUCCGCCUGCAAGUACAAAAUAGUUGUUAGCAAAUGAUGGCAGCUGUUAUUAUCCGGACAUGGAUACACAGUGACUCACUGUUCUCUGAGAUGCAAAAGACAUUGUCAUGCAUUCUAUUCAUUUGUCAUUUACUGUUGCAGUAAAUUGUAAAUAUUGUUGACAUCUACGGUUUUAUGUAUGUAAUACUUCUAUGAUAUAUAAUGUCAUGUACAUUGUAGCACAGUACAUUUCACAGAAUAAG
Molecule: messenger RNA, 2834 nt
Organism: Entelurus aequoreus (snake pipefish)
Lineage: Eukaryota; Metazoa; Chordata; Actinopteri; Syngnathiformes; Syngnathidae
Exons: 10
Coding region: 1-2199 (732 amino acids)
Source: RefSeq, a predicted model, not a curated record